Molecule: messenger RNA, 1078 nt
Organism: Chanos chanos (milkfish)
Lineage: Eukaryota; Metazoa; Chordata; Actinopteri; Gonorynchiformes; Chanidae
Gene: h2az2a
Product: H2A.Z variant histone 2a
Exons: 5
Coding region: 85-471 (128 amino acids)
Cellular component (GO): nucleosome
Molecular function (GO): protein heterodimerization activity; DNA binding; structural constituent of chromatin
Source: RefSeq, a predicted model, not a curated record
GGGGGGCUUAUUGUUCCUCUCCGUGUUUGAGCUGAAAUUGUUUAAGAUCUAUCAAUUCAACAUUCAAAACAAGCAAACGCUGAAAUGGCUGGUGGAAAGGCAGGUAAAGACAGUGGAAAGGCCAAGGCUAAAGCGGUGUCACGCUCUCAGAGGGCAGGCCUCCAGUUCCCCGUCGGUCGUAUCCAUCGGCAUUUGAAAACCCGCACGACCAGCCAUGGGCGUGUGGGAGCCACCGCGGCCGUGUACAGCGCUGCCAUUCUCGAGUAUCUCACAGCUGAGGUGUUAGAGUUGGCAGGAAACGCCUCCAAAGACCUGAAGGUGAAACGUAUUACUCCGCGUCACUUACAGCUGGCCAUCCGCGGUGACGAAGAGCUCGACUCCCUCAUCAAAGCAACCAUUGCUGGUGGCGGUGUGAUACCCCACAUCCACAAGUCUCUGAUUGGCAAGAAGGGCCAGCAGAAGACAGCAUAAUCGCCAUGGUGACCUGGACUUGUGAACAUGCAUCGAGACUGUGACUAGACCAGCUCACAUUCAUUAUACUAUGGGUUUUUUUUUUGUUUUUGUUUUUUUGACUUUUUUUUUUUUUUUUGAGACUUUGUUUUUUUUAAAUUAAUGUCAAUGUUCUAUCUACGCAAGAUAUGUGAUUUGUUAGUUUUUUUGUGUUAUUGUUAUAUUUCUAAAAUUAGAUCGAUAAUGUUCCCCGAAAUUCUAUGUUUUAGAGUGACUUACAGGAAAUGUCCAGUUUGUCCCCUCCUCACUGAUGCCAGUGAAUUUGUUUGAUCGGCUAAGGGUUUCACAGAUGUUUUAUACUGAAAAAUGGAACCAAAAAAAACCUUUUUUUUACAAAACUAAAUCAUGCUUUGUAUUCAUUUCUGUGUGCAGUGUUUUGGAUGACCUCAUCAUGAACUAGAACAACCUGAACACAGGUCAGAAAAUGACAUAGUGUUGUGAUCUGGCAUAGGGCACCAGAGCAUUCCUGCAAUAAUUUUAAUAAGUCGUAUGCAUUGACUUGACUGUUAUUCAGAGAUACGGUGUCAAGGUGAAUCUAGUUAAGAAACUGUAUACACCAGAAGUUACA